Molecule: messenger RNA, 444 nt
Organism: Capsicum annuum
Lineage: Eukaryota; Viridiplantae; Streptophyta; Magnoliopsida; Solanales; Solanaceae
Exons: 2
Coding region: 1-444 (147 amino acids)
Biological process (GO): chromatin remodeling
Cellular component (GO): nucleus
Source: RefSeq, a predicted model, not a curated record
AUGGAACAUAGGGACUCUCAGGGUAAGUCCGUAGAGCUAGUGAAGAUUCUUAAGAAGAGGAGAAUUAAUAUCGUGUAUGUUCAGGAGAUUAAGUGGGUAGGAUCUAAGGCGAGACAUGUAGAUGGGUAUAAACUUUGGUACUCAGAGAGUGAGAGACGUCAGAAUAGAGUGGGUAUCUUAGUGGACGAGGAGCUUAGAGGUGUUUAUGCGCUGCAGACAGGCUUGGAUAAUGAGGUUAAAGCAAUUUUUGGAGAGGCUUUGGACGAGGUGGUUAGAAGCAUGCCUAGCUCGGAGAAGAUUGUCAUAGCAGGGGACUUCAAUAGGCAUAUUGUGGUUUUACUGGGAGGCUAUGAUAAUGUGCAUGGAGGUUUUGGUUUCGGUGAUAGAAAUGGGGAAGAAGCUGCUCUAUUGGAGUUUGCAAGGCCUUUGGGAUGGUGGUUGUGA